Drosophila obscura is the source of this 2827-nucleotide messenger RNA. RefSeq names its product mucin-5AC (gene js). Gene Ontology annotation, cellular component: extracellular region. NCBI's taxonomy places the organism in Eukaryota, Metazoa, Arthropoda, Insecta, Diptera, Drosophilidae. The record is from RefSeq and is a predicted model, not a curated record. The transcript has 5 exons. Gene Ontology annotation, molecular function: chitin binding. The coding region runs from base 608 to 2596 and encodes 662 amino acids.
AGCCAAGUUGGGUGCACUCGGAGGUAUCAGUUGAAAGCGCGACUUCGUUCGACUCGGUUGUGUCGUUCCGCCAAAUAUCCCAUCCCAUAGAUACAUCCCAUGCUGAAAAGCAUCUGCAGACGCGCGAUAUUUUGAAGUUGUGUCUGGGGAAGGACUGUGUGAAUUUGUGUGUGUUGAUGGCAUGCCAGUGCCAGUGCCAGAAGCGGAAUAUAUAUUGUAUAUAAUUUAUGCGAACCGAUUUGGUUCCAGUGUGUGAGUGGUCUUGACUUUGUUUGGAGCACUGGAACUGCCGAGCGCUGCAACUGCAGCUUGAUGCACCAGCACCAGCACUCGCAUUCGCACUCGCACUCGGCUGCUGUCUCUGACAUUUGAUCUUUGCAAAGAUCACAUCACAUCGUUUCGUUCCUCGCAUCGCAUUGCAUCGGAUGUGUGACCAUAUGGAAUAUACUUUAGCCACCUACCACCUACAGCGGCAAUUAGUUUGUUUAGUUUAAGACUGAGACUGAGACUGCAACUGCAACGGCGACACGGGCGAAGUUGUAAGCAGCCCGCCUCUGCAAACAUAUCACCUCACCCAACCGAAACUCCGGGGAGAACGAUCAUCAAAAUGUUCACGCAAGCGAUCCCAAAGUAUUCGCGACUCUUGGCCCUGGCUUUGUUCUGCGCUACGCUAUUUUUGGGCAGUGAGGCCCAAAAUGCCUUCCAGACAACAAAUCCUGCCUCACAUCUCAUGGAGAAGACCUCCUUCUCGUGCACGGGACGACCGGCCGGCUACUACGCGGACGUGGAGACGGGCUGCCAGGUGUACCACAUGUGCGAUGGCCUGGGCCGCCAGUUCAGCUACACGUGCCCCAACACUACGCUCUUCCAGCAGCGGAUGCUCAUCUGCGAUCACUGGUACAUGGUGAACUGCUCCAAGGCGGAGAGCAACUAUGCCGCCAAUCUGCUAAUCGGUCAGCGCGACAAACCCUUUGUGAACGAUGAGGAGAAUAGUCUGCGAACCCCGCGACCCGACCUCCUGGAUCGUCCCUAUGCUCCUGACUACUCGGGCGAGUCCUUUAGAAGUCAGUACAAGCAACUAACUCCCAACCAGAAUCAAAUCCGCGACGAAUCCUUCAAGGGUGCCAAUGCCGGACCUGGAAAAUAUGAUCCACAAAUUUCGACGCAGACUCGUUGGCGCAUUCCUCCGCCCAGUCGAACCAUCCAGCCGCCGGCCUACGAGCCACAGAUCGAGCUGCUAAGCAGCACAGCGAAGCCAAGGAUCACCACGACCACCACUCGUCCCGUCACCAGUCGAGCUACCACCAGGACGACAACAACAAAGAAAACGACAACGACAACAACAACUCGGAGACCUGCCACUGUGAGCGUGUCGACCAGACGCACAGAGGCACUGCACACGCGCAGGCCGAUAGUCCUGGCAGUGGAGCAGGACAUGGAGGACCUGGGCACCAGUCACAGCACACGGUACAAUACCUCGGCGGACUUCAAUUCGGUGGAGGGACCACAACGGGCCACAAAGAACACCAGCACGAAGCUGGUGAAGUUCGUGAAGCCGCCAUCGAAGAUCUACGAGCCGCCGUUCCUAUAUCCCAUUUACAACCAGGAUGACGAGACGAGACAACCAGCUGCCAUUGGACCGGGACCGGGACCUGCACCGGUGACCCUUCGCACCUCCACAGCAGCUCCAUUCAGUCCGAGUGUCAGCCGGAUACACAUCAGCGAGGCCAGCAGCACGGCGCGUCCUCAGAGCCGGCCCACAACCUUGGCCGGCUUGCCCUUCUCCUUUGCCUCGCCACCCACGACGACGAGCACGGCCACAGCUCCUCCCAGGACGGAGAACCGAACGCCGGCCCCAGCACAGAGUUUCCGCUUGGCCACGCCCACAUCCGUGCCCACCACUGCGCCGCCAGCACAGCAGAAGCUGCAGCUGCCGUUCAAUGAUCUGCUGCCACCAUUCGUGGACUUUGUGCCUCACGACAUAGCCACCACGCAGGGCCCGCCCAUCUACUACGAGUGGAAAGUGCCCUCCAAUGGCCUGGAGCCCCCAAAGCUAGACCCUCCCAUCGGUGUAGAUGGCCGCGAGUAUCCCGAGACCACUGGCGACUAUGGGGUGGUCAAGGGUAGGGCGGACAUAUUCAGCACCAGGCUGAACGACAUUGCCAGCCAUCCAGCAGGUCCAGUUCAGGUGCAGGUGCCGGUGCAGCAAUCGAGCACCAGCAGACGCUUGCCCACCUCAAGGUCGAUCAAGACCACGGAGAAGUAUGAUCAGGCACAGCGUCGCUCGGAUGUGGUGGGAAGUUCCACGGACAUAACAACGCUUCGGAAGCAGCUGCUCAUUCCUGAGUACGCCUUUCCGCUGGAGACGAUUGGGCGGACGGGCUAUGGUCCUGGCGCCGGCAUCGGUGCCAGUUCCAGUUCCAGCUCCAGCUCCAGCACCGGGGAUGUCUACAAUUCAUUUCAGUUAAAGAUCCCCGAGCAUCGUAGCGGAUCGGGCAGCAGUUCCAUCAAGUGGUUCGGCGAGAAUCCCAAGUGUCCGGAGUGCCAUCCAUCGUUCGUCCUGCCGGGCACCUGCGAGCCAUGCCUGAGGAGAUAGUCCAGCUCUACAUAGCCUCCCAUUUACCCAUUAACCGCAUUCCAUUAUCCGCAUCCGCAUCUGCAUCUGCACCUGCUCCUAGGUCCUAGUAUUAGCCCUUGCUGCCCCCCAGAGCGAGCCAGAGAGAAGCAUCUUUCACGCAUUUAAAUGUUAAAUGUUAAAGUUAUUGUACAUCAGCAGUAAAGACAAUGCAUUAUUGUUUGAUAAUUAAAGUUACGCAAAUUAUUUUGU